Messenger RNA from Gallus gallus (chicken), 1962 nucleotides. It is a transcript of the gene METTL3, whose product is annotated as methyltransferase like 3. The coding region runs from base 35 to 1759 and encodes 574 amino acids. The record is from RefSeq and is a predicted model, not a curated record. NCBI's taxonomy places the organism in Eukaryota, Metazoa, Chordata, Aves, Galliformes, Phasianidae. Gene Ontology annotation, molecular function: mRNA m(6)A methyltransferase activity; mRNA (2'-O-methyladenosine-N6-)-methyltransferase activity. Gene Ontology annotation, cellular component: nucleus; RNA N6-methyladenosine methyltransferase complex. The transcript has 11 exons.
GGGGCUCUGAGGGGGUUACGGGGGGGGGUCGGCCAUGUCGGACACCUGGAGCUCCAUCCAGGCCCAUAAGAAGCAGUUGGAUUCGCUGCGGGAGCGGCUGCAGCGGCGGAGGAAGCAGGACCCGCUCGACCCCCGACACACCGACCCCUCUCAGCCCCCCCCUCCCCUCCCCACCCACCCACCCCCUUUCCUCCCCCCCGGUUCCGUGGGAAGCUCCAUCCCCACACCUGGGGGGGUCGGGGGGGGCUCUGCCAACCCCUCUACGGAUGGGGGGGGUCCGGAAUUGGCCCCCGACCCGGCCUUGGAGCGUCGGUUGCUGCUUCACCUCGCCGACGUCGCCCUCCCUUUGCCCACCGAUGCCGGAGCAAUCCGGGGGGCCAUCGAUACGCCCGAAACGCCGGCGACGCAGCGCAUGGUGGAGAGCCUCCUCCAGAAGUUCGCCGCUCAGGAGCUGAUCGAGGUGCGCCGGGGGCUGCUGGCCGAAGGUCCCACCAUCGUCACCUACGCCGACCACUCCAAACUGGCGGCCAUGACGGGCGCCGAACGCGGCGGUGACGGCGACGCCGACGUCACCGGGAGGAAACGGCGGGCAGAGCAGGACAACCCCGGCGGCGUCGGCUCGGCCGGCGCCGAAACGGGGAAGGAGAUGGUGAAGAAAUCCCGUAAGCAGGCGUCCGACGUGGACCUGGAGAUCGAGAGUCUGCUCAGCCAGCAGUCCACCAAGGAGCAGCAGAGCAAAAAAGUGAGCCAGGAGAUCCUGGAGCUGCUCAACACCACCACGGCCAAGGAGCAAUCCAUCGUGGAGAAGUUCCGGUCGCGGGGCCGGGCCCAGGUGCAGGAAUUCUGCGACCACGGGACCAAAGAGGAGUGCAUCAAAGCCACCGGAGCCGACCGGCCCUGCAGGAAGCUGCACUUCCGGCGCAUCAUCAACAAGCACACGGACGAAUCCCUGGGCGAUUGCUCCUUCCUCAACACCUGCUUCCACAUGGACACCUGCAAAUACGUCCACUAUGAGAUCGACGCUUGCACCGAGCCGACCGGCGAGGCCACCGCGCCACCGGGCCGCGAGCACGGCCAGGAGCUGGCCAGGCCACAGCCCGACGCCGGGGCCGACCGCCUGUUCCCUCCCCAGUGGAUCUGCUGUGACAUCCGUUACCUGGACGUCAGCAUCCUGGGUAAGUUCGCCGUGGUGAUGGCGGACCCUCCAUGGGACAUCCACAUGGAGCUGCCCUACGGCACGCUGACCGACGACGAGAUGAGGCGCCUCAACAUCCCCGUCCUGCAGGACGAAGGCUUCCUCUUCCUCUGGGUCACCGGCAGAGCCAUGGAGUUGGGACGGGAAUGCCUGAACCUUUGGGGCUACGAACGCGUGGAUGAGAUCAUCUGGGUGAAAACCAACCAACUGCAGCGCAUCAUCCGCACGGGACGCACCGGCCAUUGGCUCAACCACGGCAAGGAACACUGCCUGGUCGGCGUGAAGGGCAACCCGCAAGGCUUCAACCGCGGCCUCGACUGCGACGUCAUCGUGGCCGAGGUUCGCUCCACCAGCCACAAACCCGACGAGAUCUACGGGAUGAUCGAACGCCUCUCCCCCGGCACGCGGAAGAUCGAACUCUUCGGCCGACCCCACAACGUCCAACCAAAUUGGAUCACUUUAGGCAACCAAUUGGAUGGGAUCCACCUCCUGGACCCCGACGUGGUGGCGCAGUUUAAGCAGCACUACCCGGAUGGGAUCAUCUCCAAACCCAAAAAUAUGUAAUUUUAACCUCACCGUUUUGGGGCAAACGACCUAAAAAUGAUUAUUUUAACCCCCCCUCCUCCCCACCGUCAAAAAAAAGACAUUUCCCAGCCGCUUUUUGGGGUAAAAAAGCACUAAAAACGCUCAACUUGAGGGCCAAUGACGACGCGAAGCCUUUUUUUUUCGGUUGGAUUUUAAUAGAAAUGACCCAAAUUUGCUCUUUU